This is a messenger RNA of Gaeumannomyces tritici R3-111a-1, 225 nucleotides long. RefSeq lists its product as hypothetical. NCBI's taxonomy places the organism in Eukaryota, Fungi, Ascomycota, Sordariomycetes, Magnaporthales, Magnaporthaceae. The coding region runs from base 1 to 225 and encodes 74 amino acids. The transcript has a single exon. The record is from RefSeq and is a predicted model, not a curated record.
AUGAUGGGAGAGCAACUUGGCAUUGCUGGCCCCAAAAGGGACGAAAGGAUCUUCGCCACUCAACCUGCCAACUCGUGCUUCUCUUCGGGCUCCAGCCUUCCCGAGAAAGAGUACUUCCUGUUCCGGGUUAUCUGGGACCACCAGAAGGACAUCAACAACUCCAACCAGUACAUGCGGAACAACCUGACUAGAAGCUCGGGGCAAGCGAAGCCAGCCAGCACCUAG